Dama dama (fallow deer) is the source of this 705-nucleotide messenger RNA. RefSeq names its product CHD1 helical C-terminal domain containing 1 (gene CHCT1). The coding region runs from base 1 to 705 and encodes 234 amino acids. NCBI's taxonomy places the organism in Eukaryota, Metazoa, Chordata, Mammalia, Artiodactyla, Cervidae. The record is from RefSeq and is a predicted model, not a curated record. The transcript has 6 exons.
AUGGAAGCCUCCGAUGGGCAGGCGGGCGAAAGGGAGGAGCCACUAGAGCAGGGAACGAACACACUCAGCUUAGAGAGGAGCUCCAGUACCACCCCAGCCAAAGACUCCCUUGUGCGCCAUGCCAAGGGCCUUGACCAGGACACCUUCAAAAUUUGUAAAGAAUAUCUAAGGCCACUGAAGAAGUUCCUGCGAAAGCUGCACCUGCCGAAGGACCUUCCCCAGAAGAAAAAACUGAAGUACGUGAAGCAGAGCCUGGUGGUCCUAGGGGACCACAUCAACACCUUUCUGCAGCACUACUGCCGAGCCUGGGAAAUCAAGCACUGGAAGAAGAUGCUCUGGCGGUUUGUCUCCCUCUUCUCAGAGCUGGAGGCGAAGCAGCUUCGCAAACUCUACAAGUACACCAAGAACAACCAGACGGCCAAGUUCCUGGUGGCCUUCUGCCCCUUGGACGCCCCAGAGAGCUCCUUGCUGGCCGACCAGGAGGACAGUCUGCCCAAGCUCUGCACUGCCUGGGGGCUCCACAGCGACCUCAGCGGCAUGAAGGAGAGGCUGUCCAAGCUGCAGGCCCCGGGCCACCCAGCCUGCCUGCUGGAGGAGCCGAGAGCCAGGGGCCCCUUCGGGAGAGGUUCUAAGCUUCCUGAAAAGCCAAAACUCAAGAGAAAGAGGAUUAAGGAAGCCCCAGACACUCCAGAGACCUGUCCGUAA